Molecule: messenger RNA, 9586 nt
Organism: Patella vulgata (common limpet)
Lineage: Eukaryota; Metazoa; Mollusca; Gastropoda; Patellidae
Product: deleted in malignant brain tumors 1 protein
Exons: 31
Coding region: 15-8588 (2857 amino acids)
Cellular component (GO): membrane
Source: RefSeq, a predicted model, not a curated record
AACAGAGUAAUUAUAUGUUAUCCAGUUGUAACGAAGACUAUCAUAUGAUGUCGGUUUACUGUUAUGGAAAAGUGAAACUCCAUCUUCCAUUUGGUAAUGGAACUGGUGUCAUCUUGGUACAGUCAGAUUAUAAUGGAGAAUUAGCUGUCUGUGCGGAUGGAUUUGAUUUAACUGAAGGUGAUGUAGCUUGUAGAGAAAUGGGAUAUUCUGGUAUCAGUCGCUUAAUUCCUGCUUCCACCUAUUCAUAUCUCAGUUAUCAAAUUGGAGCAUAUAGAUUUAAUUGCAAUGGUGGAGAAUCAUCGUUACUUAACUGUUCGUACACUAACGAAACCUGUUCAUACCGAAACUAUGCAGCCGUGGAAUGUGGAGAUUAUGCUACAACUACCGACAAAAUGUAUUAUAACACUACCAACCCAGCAAAUUAUUACACUACCAAACCACCAUAUUAUUCAAAUAACAGCAACUCUAACGUCAGUGAUAUAUUGGCUAGUACAAAUAACAUAGCUUGGAUGAAAAAUCGUCGAGUAACAGUUAAACAAAAUGGAAUGUGGGGAGGUAUCUGCUUUGAAGGAUGGGACGACGUUGAUGCUACAGUGUUUUGUAAGGAAUUGGGCUGUGAGGCUGGUAUGGCGUUAUCGCUUUAUCUCUAUGAUCAAAAAGUACGAUGGCGUUACAAUGUGAGAUGUUCUGGCUCCGAAUCAAGUUUGCUGGAUUGUCCGUAUGAUACGAAAAGCUAUAAUGGUUCGUGUUCUUAUGGACCAGAAGCAGGAGCAUUUUGUUAUAACACAAGUGAUUUAGCACAAUAUAGGCUGACUGGAGCUUCCAAACCAAACAUGGGCAGAGUUGAGGUCUUCACUCAAAAUAAAUGGGCUUUGCUGUGUGAUACCUAUGGUUUUCAUGGUGGAAAAGCUAAUAUCGUUUGUAAAUCUAUGGGGUAUAAAUCUGGUGAAACUUACUAUGCUGAAGAUCUUAAUAAUAUGACUGGAAAUUACUGGAAGAAUUCAUUUUCAUCGUGCGAGUACGGCAUGAGAUUGUUGGAUGCGUGUAAAAACAGUGACUGGACAUACCAGCUCGCUUCUUCUUAUUCAGAAUGUUCCUACUCCCAACCAGCAUCUGUAUUCUGCUACAGUGAAGUUCGUCUAAGUACAAAGUAUGCUAAUUCAAGUGGUGCGGUGCUAGUCUUUGAUGGUGAUAAUAAUUACCGAUCAUUAUGUGCUGCUCAGUUUAAUGCCAAUACAGCUAAUGUGGUUUGUAAACAGCUUGGAUUCCCAUCAGGUGGACGACUACUACCCGGCAGCAGCUAUCUCGCUUACGGUAUUCCUUCAAACAUAUCAUAUUCUUGUACAGGAGCAGAGAGUAGAUUAUCGGAUUGUUCGGUACAAAGUUCUGUAUGUCCUAGUAAUAACUCAUAUGCCAGUGUAGCAUGUAUUGACGACAACGCUACACCAGUAUCAGGUAACGAUGGUGAUUCCAUAGUAGAUUCACAAGGACAAGUUUUAGUUUUGUAUCAUGGUAUUUGGGGCACUGUAUGUAGCUUAGAUUGGGGUGAUCAAGAUGCUAGCGUUGUCUGUAAGGAAGCAGGACAUAUGUAUGGUAAAGCAUAUGAAAAAUAUGACUAUGGAGUUAAUUCGAGACCAGUGUGGAUCUAUGGAACCGAUUGUUCCGGAUCCGAAACCAAACUAAAGGACUGUCAAUUAAGAAAUAGCGACGAUGCCAAUUCCACCUGCAGAUAUUCCGGAUCAGCGAUGGCUUAUUGUUAUAAUGAUACAAACAGUGUACAGUAUUCACUGGUAGGAACUGGGUCUAAUUAUGGUAUUGUACAAGUCACUAGAGCUGGUAAAACAGGCUAUAUCUGUGAUGACGGAGGUUUCUAUGAUAACGAAGCUAAAACUGUUUGUAAAGAUCUUGGUUUCGCUGAUGGAGAUAAUUAUCCUAUUCAGCAAGCUAUUUCUAGCGACAACAAUUGGUGGAAGAGUUAUCUUUCUUGUUAUAAUUCUGAGCCAGCCUUACAACUAUGUAGCAAAGAUAAUGACUGGAACUACGUAUCAAUGAAUAGUAGUAGUAGUUAUUGUAUGUACAAUACACUCUCUGUCUUCUGUUAUGGAACAUUGAGACUACAUACCAAGUAUAAGAAUAGCAGUGGUGUUCUGUUAAAAAGAGAAAAUCGUAACUACUAUGCUUUCUGUUCUGAUGGGUUUAACAUGAACUCAGCUAAUGCUGUAUGUAAAGAUUUAGGAUUUAAUAAUGCUAGAUUAAUAUUACCAUCAUCAGUAUAUAAUAUCGGAUAUUCUGUCAGAUUCUCCAAUCUACAAUGUUCUGUUGGUGCCACUUCUAUGAAACAAUGUACAUCAGUAUAUAAUAGUAAUACCAUUUGUAAUGGAGGAGCGGCAGCUGUUGCUUGUGAUGACGGCCAACCUUUGGUGAAAGAUGGGUUGACUAAAAUAUCUGCAAAUGGUCUUGUUCAAGUGAGUAAAAAUGGUAUGUGGGGUACCAUUAACAGUUAUAAAUGGGACGAUAUUGAUGCUCAGGUGAUUUGUAGAGAGAAUGGUUUUGAGACAGGAACAUCUCAUUACUCAUAUAUGUACACAGAAAGUGCCAGGUGGAUGUAUGAAGUUGAAUGUAUUGGCAGUGAAGCGAGCAUUUUUGACUGUCCUUAUAAAUCAUCUGCCGGAAACGAAUCUUCUAAUUAUUAUAAUAAUGCGGGCGUAUAUUGUAAUAAUACGUCAACAGCAAACAGUGUCAGGGUAGAUUCAGAUGGGUCCGUGAAGGUUAAAAUGAAUGGCGUUGAAGGUAGAAUCUGUGCUACAGACUGGGAUGAUAGAGAUGCAGAGGUGCUGUGUCAAGGACUCGGCUGGUCAAACAGUGCUGCGUACAAUAGUUCGGGGGAUUCAAAUAUACCAACUCUAGCAACUGGAUUUGACUGUCAAGGAUCUGAAGCUAGAUUAGAAGACUGCAGUUAUUCUGUUGUUGGCGAUAAUGGUUCUACAUGCAGACCUUAUAGCAGUACCUACAAUUCAGCUUUUGCUUAUUGUUAUAAUCAGUCCAGUGAAGUUAUAUUUUCACUGGAGCACGGUAACUAUGGACGAGUCCUGGUGACCAAGGAUGGAUAUGAGAGAUAUUUGUGCCUUGAUGGAUAUUUUUCUUAUUCUUCUGGAGAUGUUUUAUGUAGAGGUAUGGGAUACCGUAGUGGGCGAGACUACCCAUAUUCUGAUGAACUUCAAAUCACUGCAGUUACCGCGUGGUGGAAGAAUACAUUCAAUUGUGGAGGUUCGGAGCCCAGCUACUCGGCGUGUAUCCGUUCAACUUGGGAAAGUCGCACUGGACCCGUUUCCUCCUCAGACCAAUGUGUAUACAAUACACCCUCAGCCUUCUGUUAUGGAACAGCUCGGCUUCACACUCCCUAUAGAAACUCUAGUGGCGUUCUUGGAAUAUAUCAUGCUGAACAAUAUCGAGGAGUAUGUGCUGACGGAUUUGAUCAAAAUGCUAUAAAUGUGGUUUGUAACAGUUUGGGUUUCCAGGGUGGUCAGCUUGGUAGGGAUAGCUACUACAAUGGUUCACCGUAUGGAAUCCGCAUUAGCAACGUUUCCUGCACAGGAACAGAGAAAUCAUUUGAUCAAUGUACCUACCAGUAUUCUGAAAACCAGAUAAAUUCCUGCUCAGAAAAAGUCGUCCUGUCUUGUUUAGACCCAAAUGACCCCGAUAGUUCACUACCCGAUGGAUCAAUAAAAUUAGAUAACAUGGACAGGGUAUUAAUAAAGCAGUAUGGUAUGUGGGGUACCAUUUGUUAUGAUGGUUGGAAUGAUGUCAACGCUGAAUUAGCUUGUAAACAACUGGGAUAUGACAAAGGCUCAUCACUAAAGAUCCAACUGGAUAAUUAUAAACCAAGAUUUUAUAAAAAUAUGAAUUGUAAUGGAUCUGCGACGUCUUUAGAUGAGUGCAGUAAGGAAAUAGUUACUGGGUAUUGUUAUUACACCUUUGAUUCGGGCGCCUACUGCUAUAAUGCUAGCUCAUCUGCUCCAAGUUUUUCUCUCAUCGAUGGAAAUUCUACCAAUGCCGGAAAAGUUCAAAUAACAAUAGAGGGCGAAACUCGCUACUUAUGUGACACAAGUGGAUAUUUCAACUAUGAAGAAAGCAAUCUGGUCUGUAGAAAUCUAGGCUUUAAAACCGGACAGGAGUACAAAGAAAUCGAAACCCACCAGUUUCCAUAUGGUGCACCGUUCUGGUCAAAUAAUGUAAACUGUCAAAAUCGAGUAGAUUUUGUUGAUGCCUGUACAACUGGACCUUGGAUUAAAGAAACAAAUAAUGGUCAAACAACGUGCAAUUACAAGGUCCCUGUCGUGUUCUGUUAUGGAAUCGCACGGCUUCACACUCCAUUCAGAAACUCCAGUGGCGUUCUUGGAAUAUAUCAUGCUGAACAAUAUCGAGGAGUAUGUGCUGACGGAUUUGAUCAAAAUGCUAUAAAUGUGGUUUGUAACAGUUUGGGUUUCCAGGGUGGUCAGCUUGGAAGGGAUAGCUACUACAAUGGUUCACCGUAUGGAAUCCGCAUUAGCAACGUUUCCUGCACAGGAACGGAGAAAUCAUUUGAUCAAUGUACAUACCAGUAUUCGGAAAACCAGGUCAAUUCCUGCUCAGAAAAAGUCGUCCUGUCUUGUUUUGAUCCAAAUGAUCCAGAUAGUUCACUGCCUGACGGAUCUAUCAAAUUCGGUCAACAGAACAGAAUAUUAAUAAAGCAGUAUGGUACGUGGGGUACUAUCUGUUAUGAUGACUGGGAUGAUAAGGAUGCCGAGGUUGCCUGUAAGCAACUGGGAUAUGAUAAAGGUUCAGCAUUACAAAUACAACUGGACAAUUAUAAACCAAGAUUUUAUAAAAAUAUGAAUUGUAGUGGAUCUGAGACGUCUUUAGAUGAGUGCAAUAAAGAAGUUGUUACUGGGUAUUGUUAUUAUACCUUUGAUGCUGGGGCUUAUUGUUCCAAUGGUAUUGAUGCUAACCAAUACAGUCUUGUUCAUGGGGAUGGGAUCCGGUAUGGGCGGUUGAUGGUUACCCGAGAAAAUGCAACGGGCUUCGUUUGCAGUCCCAACUAUAGUUUUGAUUACACAGAAUCUAAUAUAAUGUGUCGCCAAUUUGGAUUUACUGAAGGAGAAAGAUUAAACAUGCCUGUACUCGAACCAGGUUAUGGAACUGUAUUUUGGGAGACUGGCAUUGAUUGCUACAGUAAUGAACCUUCAAUCGAUGCUUGUCUACGAACAGAUUGGCAGAAAUACAAUUACCAGGGACCUUUUGAUGGAAAUACCUGUAGAUAUCACAUUCCUUCAAUGUUUUGUUAUGGUCAAGUCCGGCUUCACACCAAGUAUCUGAACACAACCGGAGCCGUUUUGGUUCGCCAUAAUCAAAAGUGGAUAGCUGUAUGUAACGAUGGCUUUGAUGAUAAAGCUGCCCAAGUUGUUUGUGGUGAAAUGGGAUUUGUAUCAGGGAUGGGUCAGGUUCUUCCCAACAACUCUUACGACAACUCUAUUGUUACUUCUAACUGGCAUCCUUCGGUAAUGGCUGUACGCUGUCUUGGUCAUGAAAGAUCUUUCAACGAAUGUUCGUACACUAUCGAUGAAUCUAGAAUGAACUGUUCAUCCACUAACUUUAUUUCUGUGUCAUGUGUCCCUCAUACAACAACAGCAUUGCCAAUUCCAACGACAACCCCAUCAUAUUUUUACACUUCACCAUCCUACUCAGUUCCUGUAGCAUCCACUAAUAACACAGCAUGGGAAAGAAGUCGUAUUGUGUCCGUCAAACAAAAUGGUAUGUGGGGCGGAGUGUGUAGUGAAGGAUGGGAUGACGUUGAUGCGUUGGUAUUCUGUAAAGACUUUGGUUAUGAAACGGGCAUGGCAUUACGCAUUUAUCGUGAUGAUUAUAGACCACUGUGGUUCUACAAUGUACGGUGUACUGGUUCAGAAGCAAGUUUCAUGGAUUGUCCCCAUGAUAUGCAGGACUCCGAAAAUGGCACCUGUCGAUAUUCAGGUCGUGCUGCUGCGUUUUGUUAUAACCAAGCAGAAUUAGCACAGUACAGGCUGACUGGAGCUUCAAAACCAAACAUGGGCAGAGUUGAAGUCUUCACGCAAAAUAAAUGGGCGUUGCUAUGCGAUUUGAAUGGGAUUUAUGGUGAUAAAGCUAAUAUUAUUUGUCAAACCAUGGGUUAUAAAUAUGGAGAACCCUACUAUAGUAAUAACUUAAAUAAUAUUACUGGAACGUACUGGAGGAAUUCAUUUUCGUGCGAAUACGGGAUGAGAAUACUGGAUGCAUGUGAAAACAAUGGCUGGACAUACCAGGACGGUUCUACGUACUCGGAAUGUUCCUACUCUCAACCAGCAUCUGUAUUCUGCUACGGUGAAGUUCGUCUAAGUACAAAGUAUGCUAAUUCAAGUGGUGCGGUGCUAGUCUUUGAUGGUGAUAAUAAUUACCGAUCGUUAUGUGCUGCUCAGUUUAAUGCCAAUACAGCUAAUGUGGUUUGUAAACAGCUUGGAUUCCCAUCAGGUGGACGACUACUACCCGGCAGCAGUUAUCAUACUUACAGUAUACCUUCAAACAUAUCGUAUUCUUGUACAGGAACAGAGAGUAGAUUAUCGGAUUGUCCAGUACAAAGUUCUGUAUGUCCUAGUAAUAACUCAUAUGCCAGUGUAGCGUGUAUUGACGACAACGCUGCACCAAUAUCAGGUAACGAUGGUGAUGCCAUAGUAGAUUCACAAGGACAAGUUUUAGUUUUGUAUCAUGGUAUUUGGGGUACGGUAUGUGGCUUAGAGUGGGGUGAUCAAGAUGCUAGCGUUGUCUGUAAGGAAGCAGGUCAUAUGUAUGGUAAAGCAUAUGAAAAAUAUGACUAUGAAGGUAAUUCGAGACCGGUAUGGAUCUAUGGAACCGAUUGUUCCGGAUCCGAAACCAAACUAAAGGACUGUCAGUUAAGAAAUAGCGACGAUGACAAUUCCACCUGCAGAUAUUCAGCGAUGGCUUAUUGUUAUAAUGAUACAAACAGUGUACAGUAUUCACUGGUAGGAACUGGGUCUAAUUAUGGUAUUGUACAAGUCACUAGAGAUGGUAAAACAGGUUAUAUCUGUGAUGACGGAGGUUUCGAUGAUAACGAAGCUAAAACUGUUUGUAAAGAUCUUGGUUUCGCUGAUGGAGAUAAUUAUCCUAUUCAGCAAGCUAUUUCUAGCGACAACAAUUGGUGGAAGAGUUAUCUUUCUUGUUAUAAUUCUGAGCCAGCCUUACAACUAUGUAGCAAAGAUAAUGACUGGAACUACGUAUCAAUGAAUAGUAGUAGUAGUUAUUGUAUGUACAAUACACUCUCUGUCUUCUGUUAUGGAACAUUGAGACUACAUACCAAGUAUAAGAAUAGCAGUGGUGUUCUGUUAAAAAGAGAAAAUCGCUACUUCUAUGCUUUCUGUUCUGAUGGGUUUAACAUUAACUCAGCUAAUGCUGUAUGUAAAGAUUUAGGAUUUAAUAAUGCUAGAUUAAUAUUACCAUCAUCAGUAUAUAAUAUCGGAUAUUAUGUCAGAUUCUCCAAUCUACAAUGUUCUGUUGGUGCCACUUCUAUGAAACAAUGUACAUCAGUAUAUAACAGUAAUACCAUUUGUAAUGGAGGAGCGGCAGCUGUUGCUUGUGAUGACGGCCAACCUUUGGUGAAAGAUGGGUUGACUAAAAUAUCUGCAGAUGGUCUUGUUCAAGUGAGUAAAAAUGGUAUGUGGGGUACCAUUAACAGUUAUAAAUGGGACGAUAUUGAUGCUCAGGUGAUUUGUAGAGAGAAUGGUUUUGAGACAGGAAAAUCUCAUUACUCAUAUAUGUACACAGAAAGUGCCAGGUGGAUGUAUGAAGUUGAAUGUAUUGGCAGUGAAGCGAGCAUUUUUGACUGUCCUUAUAAAUCAUCUGCCGGAAACGAAUCUUCUAAUUAUUAUAAUAAUGCGGGUGUAUAUUGUAAUAAUCCGUCAACAGCCGGCGAAUUACGACUAGAAAACGGUAACUAUGGAAGGUUGUUGUGGACAAGAAACAAUACGACUGGUUAUGUCUGUGAUUUUGAUUAUAUUGAUAACGAUGAUGCUAAUACAGUUUGCAAAACUCUUGGUUAUGUAUCCGGUUAUAAAUAUCCUUCCCCAAGCCUGCCAUCAGGUACUAAAUGGUGGGGAGCAUCUUUUGUGUGUAAUGACAAACCUAUUCUAGAAGCGUGUCUGAUGUCGCCACUACAGUAUGGAUCAGACAAAGAUAAUUCUUCAUUCUCGAAAUGCUUUGGUGACUCUAACACCUUCUCUGUGCUUUGUUCUGGUAACGCAACACAUACAAACAAUACUACAGUUACCCCGUUUACUCCUUAUACCUCUAAUUACAAUUGGACGAGUCGAGCAGAAAACACCACCACUUCUCAACAGCAAAGCCCCAAAACCUCACCUAAUCCGGUGGAUCCAGCAAAUCCUCCUAUUGUGAAUACGACCACUGAAUCUACCAACAACAGUAACAGUGGAAGCUCCAACCUUCAUACACCAGGUACAAGUUUCUCGAUGUUGACCAGUUUAGUGGUAAUGGUGCUGGUCUUUAUGGUUGGACGAUAUAUAUAGACAAACCGAGUUGUUUACAGUAAUUCUUAAGCUUUCUGUGAUAUUGUUUUAUGUUUUAUUCAAAUACCUUAUAUCAAAACGUGUUAAAUAUGUAUUUUUAUAUUUUUAAUAUAAUGACAAUAACAAUACCAUGUGUUAUAUAGUGUCUGUAAUGGCUGUAUAUAAACAAAAUAAUAAAUGACAAUGACAGUACAAUAUGUUAUGUAAUGUAUUCUAUAAUAUUUUUACAUAAAUAAAGGAUAAAUGACAAUGACAGUACAAUAUGCUAUGUAUUCUGUAAUAUUUUUACAUAAACUAAAUGAUAAAUGACAACGCCAGUACCAUACAUAAUAAUUGACAAUAACGGUACCAUAUGUUAUGUGUUAUGUAAUAUUUUUAGAUAAAUUAAAUAAUAAAUGACAAUGACAGUACUAUGUAUUCUCUAAUAUAUAAACAAAUGAUAAAUGAUAAUGACAAUAACAUACAUCAAAAUUUGAAAUUGGAUCUUAACGGAUACAGAUGGCUAACUGAGUCACGUGUUGUAUGACAAUUUUCUUUCAAAUAUCGAAUGUAAGUUUCUAAUAUUUUUGUUGUUUUAAAGUGAUGUGGGGUGUGGCAUUGUGUAAUUCAAUCGCUUUUAGUCUUGGCUUUAUUGUUAUAUUGUAAAACCGAAUUCAGAGUCUAAAUACAUGGAUCAUGUUUUAGCUAGUUGUAUUGUGCAUAAAUUCAAAAAUACAAAAUGUAAAUUGAUUUUUGUAGCCAUGUUAUGCGAAAUGGUGACAUUAGAUAAACUACAGUAUAGUAUCAAAAUUUGUGCAGAUUAAAUAAAAUGAAAUUUUAAGAGGUAUGGUCACUUUUAAGAACUUAAUUGUUGUAUUGAAAAUUCAGAGCCUAAAUAUCUCGGACCGGUGACAUGGGGUACAAUGUACAGUUUCGUAUCAUGUAUUAUGUAGUUUUGAAUGUUUUAUAUAUGUUUAAAUAAAAAUAACAGGUGUCAUAUAUGGGACACAUCAACCUUA